Messenger RNA from Stegastes partitus (bicolor damselfish), 1632 nucleotides. RefSeq names its product leucine-rich repeat-containing protein 27. The coding region runs from base 207 to 1493 and encodes 428 amino acids. The record is from RefSeq and is a predicted model, not a curated record. Gene Ontology annotation, cellular component: cytoplasm. Gene Ontology annotation, molecular function: protein binding. Lineage: Eukaryota; Metazoa; Chordata; Actinopteri; Pomacentridae. The transcript is spliced from 11 exons.
GGCGGUAGGCUAAAGGUUAGCAUGAUAUGUUCCUACUUUUUUUAAAAUGUUCUACACUAAGUUAUUUUAAGAAGAUACCGAGUCACAUUUAGGAGUAUUUUUUUUACUGACACAGCAGGAAGAAAAAUGCAUCUGCCGAAAGACACUUGAACCUCCUGAACAAUGGUCUGAGUACACAAGCAAAACAUCCCAGCAUCACUUCUACAAUGACCUCCCCAGAGAAAGAGAAAGAGGUUCCUGAUGUGCAGCGACGCUUCGUCUUUGGAAGCAGUGUUACCAAACCACAGCCUCCUUACAUUCCGCCGCAUGACGAUGCUGAGCCACAGGAGCCGGCUGAAUGUUAUUCAACAGAGACAUUAUGUCUGAGCAGAUCUAAUCUCAAACAAGUUCCAGACAGUGUUUUGAAAAAUACCACACUAAAGUAUCUAAGUCUUGAAGGCAACCAGAUCAUCAGUAUCCCAGCUUCAUUGUUCAUCGACUUGCCAAACCUGCAGUGGCUGGACCUCAGAAAAAACCAAAUUGUGUCGCUCCCUGCUGAAAUUGGCUCACACAGGUCUCUGAAAACCCUUCUGCUUGAAGGAAAUCCUCUCUCAGAACUGCCACCGGAGCUGGGGAAUUUGAUUACCCUCAAAGGUCUGAACUUGAGGGACUGCCCCAUCCGUUUUCCUCCACAAGACAUCGUGCACCAAGGACUACAGUCCAUCCUUCAUUACCUGAGGAGUGCUAUGGCUAAACGACCAGUUAGCGCAAAGAAGACCCCCGAAGAGCUGCCAGUGGUGGAGAAGCUCCAGCUGUCAGAGCUGACGGGGUCCAACGUGGAGGAGCAGGAUGAAGCCGUGGACAAGGACGAGCUACAGAAGUUCAUUGAACUCAAAAAUAAACUGAUCCUGCUGGACAAAGCCGAGCUGGGUCCAAAGUCGCGACUUCUACCUACCACCAAAAAAAAAAGGACAACUACCAAGGCCGGCAUAAUUCCUGAGCUCGCCCUGUCUGACACUCAGCAUUGGAGGAGGCCGGAAGAGAGGAGACAGGCUGCAAUAAAGGAGCUGAAAGAGAAUCAGGCUAUCUUCGAGCAGAGAAGAAAAAACCAAGAGGCUCUUCAGAAGUGGCGUACGCAAGCCAAAAUCACGCAGGAGAAGAAAACAUCGGAGUACAAAAAAAAGAAGCAGGAAAGACAAAGAAAGCAAGAGGAAGCAAAUUCAAAGCCCGAUUUGGAGAGCAGCAGUGGCACAUCCAUCACAGAGUGUGAAGAGGACAGAUCAGCCCGGCGGCUGGAGCGGCAGAUACACGCACGUGUCGUGAAGAUACAGGAGGGACGCCGGAAUCCCAGGGGCACGGCGACCGAGCAGAUGGCAGCGGCAGAGGAGGACAUAGAAGAGAUGAGGAAGCUGCAGACGCGGCUUCUAGACAAAAAGAGAAAUCAGGGAAGGGAUCUCGGAAAAUCUAUCAUGAUCUACACUGAAGGCACCUGGCCGAGCUUUCUCGAUAAGUGACAGGGAUUACCCACCUGCUGUUGAAAUGUUUUGAUGUUGGAUUCAUACGAAAAAUUCAGUGGAAGACUAAUCCCUCAUGAAUGACCGUUGUAAUGCUCAUAUCAUAAAAAUAAACAUCUCAAGUCUCCUCCUGGGCAAA